Molecule: messenger RNA, 681 nt
Organism: Adineta steineri
Lineage: Eukaryota; Metazoa; Rotifera; Eurotatoria; Adinetida; Adinetidae
Source: the annotation of a GenBank genome assembly
AUGUCUUCUCAUUUAAAUACAGUUACAAUUCCAACUGAACAUAUUCGUCAACAAUAUCCAUCAGUUAAAGCUUAUUUAGAAGAUGAUUAUUUAGGUCAAGGUGUUUUAUGUAUUGCUGAAAGUCAAUUAGUAUGGGCACUUGCAUCGAAUGAAACACAACGACAAGGCAUUGCAAUUGAUUAUCCAUCAUUAACUAUGCAUGGAAUUGUUACACAUGAUCCAAAAUAUCCCGAAGAACAUCUUGUUGUUAUUGUUCAAAAAUCAAAAGAUGAUGAAGAUGACGAUGAUACAACAAAUCAUCAAGAAAAUGGUGAUGAUGGACGAAGUGAAUCACCUGUUGAAUAUGAUAGUAUUCGUACUGUUAAUUAUCGAUUUGUAAUGUUAACAUCAGAAGAUUUAAAAAUUGCUUAUCAAACUAUUGCUGAAUGUCAAGCACUUCAUCCAGAUCCACUUGAUGAUAUGGUUGAAGAUGAUGAAGUUGGUUCGGAUAUUGAUUAUGGAAAUGAAGAUGAAAAUAAUGAAAAUGGUGAUGGACAUGAUGAAGAUGACGAUCCUUAUGGAUAUAAUGCUCAUUUUUCAUCAACUAAUCAAGGAAACCGAGGUUCACGAUUCGGUGGUAGUCAUGGUCGAGGUCAACAUAAUGAUCAAGGUAACAAUGAAAAUAACGAUCAUAUGGAAUAA